GCGCUCUCUUCCAGUUGAACAGAGGGUGUAAUAAAUAAUUCAGUCCCAGCCAGGGGACACCUCAGUCUCUCUCUUCUCCUGUGAAGCCGCGGAGCUGCAGCCUCUACACGGCCUGUGGACGGAGACGCAGACGCGUCUGCUUCCUGCUCCGGAGCGGAUAGAGAGAAUCAACCUUGGAGAAGGACGAAUGCGGGGUUUGUUUUAACGUAUUCAUGACUUCCAGCGGUGGAGGAAGGACGGGGCAGACAGUCAGUGGUGAGACGUAAAUAUUGCCAUGCCCUGCUUCGUGCACAACCUCCUCCGAUUCGUUUCCUCUUAUGAGCUCUGUUUUAGAGGAUAACUGCAGAGGGGACGAAGAAAAUUACGUCGUUGUCGAAGGUCAAUAUUUUGGAGAUGUGAAGUUGUGUUUGGGAUAGGAGGCUGCUGCGGGCCACGAUCUGCACGGUAUACAGCAUCCUGACUUUGCUGUGUCCGUGUUUUCCGGUCGAAUGCCGCAGGCAGCAUCCUCCGAGCUGAGCUUCACCCUCUGGGAUGAGCAAGUUCUCAGAAGCUAAGAACGAGUGGUUCAACUUCUUCAGUUUUUUUGGAGUAUUAAUUUCUAUGCUGUUGGGCAAUUCCCUCCUCUGUGUAACUGCGUGAUAAUGACAUUUUUUCCAUGAGGAGUUUGGAAUUGUAUUGCUUACAGUGCAAGCUUCACAUAUCACCCCCAAACUGCAGGCUUUUAGAAAGAUGUGAUCAGCUGCAGACAUUGUGAUUAGCAAAGAAUCUCAAACAUUCAUCAGACUGGCUUCUGCAUCACUGCUUGGUGGGACCGGUCUUGUAGUUAUCACAGUUCACAUUAAAACAGGACCAUGGGUGCCAAGCAGACCAAAGGCCAGGAACCCGGAGGAGCCAGCCCUCAGCACAGCUGGAAACGAACGCCCACCAAGGAGCGGGGUGACAUCUUGGCUUCCCUCAUGGUGAAGUCAGGGGACCGGCUGAACCGUGGUGGGACGCCGCCGCCCUACCAGCGCCGCAUCGGCAUGAUCCAGGAGAUGAUGCUGAUGGCCAAGCAGGGCAAGCAGGACGAGGCCACAGAGAUGCUCAAGACACUCCGACAGGACCUGGGCAUGGAGUCAACGUCUCUGGAUGACGUGUUGUACCGCUACGCCAGCUUCAGAAACCUGGUUGACCCUAUCACACAUGACCUGAUUAUCAGCCUGGCACGAUAUGUCCACUGUUCCAAGACGGAGGGCGACUCUCUGGGGGCGAUGGAGAAGGUUUGUCGUCAGCUGACCUACCAUCUCAGCCCCCACUCACAGUGGAGGAGACAGGGCCUGCUAAAGAGGAAACCUCAGUCCUGUUUGAAGGCAGUGCUGUCGGCCCCUCUGUCAAGCGGGGCGUUGGAUCUGUCCGGUAUCCCUCUGGUGGCCCGGGACAUGGAGCGUCUGUGUGCAUACCUACAGCGCCAUGCGUCCAUCGUAGUCAGCCUGGAGCUGGGCUUCACCGACCUGACGGACGAGGCGUUUCUUCUGCUCCUGCCCACGCUGGCCGCCCUGCCACACCUGGAGACCCUGGCACUGAAUGGAAACAGGUUGACCAGAGCUGUUCUGAAGGAGCUAACUGACGCCCUGAAGGAUCCCGGCAGUUUCCCUAGCGUGACAUGGAUUGACCUGGGCAACAAUGUGGACAUCUUCUCCCUGCCGCAACCCUUCCUGGUCAGCCUGAGGAAGCGCUGUCCCAAGCAGGGAAACCUGCCCACUAUCCUGGAGUUCGGAGAAAGUCAGGCCAGCGACCCCCCCGAGAGACUGAGGGGGCUCGAGGAAGAGGAGGAGGCGGACGACAACCGAACUGAGAGCAUGGGCGAGCUCCGGUCGGAGGUGGAGGACGAGCUGAAUGGAGAGAUGGAGAUAGAGGAGAUGAUGGAGGAGCUGCUGGACUUUGACAGGGAGGUACAGGGGAAGGAGGACGAGGAUGAGAGCAUGUGGACAGUGGAGGAGCAGAGGAAAGUGGGGAUAAGGAUGGGGUGGAGAGGGGAGGAGUCGGAGAAGGAGGCGCAGAGGAAAGAGCCACGGCCGGGGAGGAGGGCAGCGAUGGCAGACGAUGAUGAUGACGACGACACGCAGAGCCCCUCCUCCCACCGUUCCCGCUCCAGCCAGUCACAACACUCCUAUGCAGCCGUUGAGCCAAUGACAAUGGAGGAAGUCGCCUUAGAUGAGGUGACAGACCAAUCAGACCACUUGACCUGAUUGCUGCUCUCUGCUCUGCUCUGCUUAUGUUUCCCCUCCUGUGUCGAGUCCUGUGUGGAAGGAGGCAAGAGAAGACUUUGUCUCCUGCAGAGGAUAACCGAGUGAGCUCGAGGUCAGACAGGCUGCAUUGUGGGAAGGAUGUAAUCCAUAUGAACAUGCCACUGGAUACUCCAUCCACAGAUCUGAUUUGUGACCAGCCACCAGAGUGUUCAGAUACUGGCAGAGUGACAGUUGAACCCAGGUGACUCUCGGUGACUGUAACAUGAGAAGACAAUCCCCAACAGGACGUCCGUUUUAUUGUAACCAUUUGUUUUUAAAAUAUGAAUAUAUUAAGGACGCUAUUGCAUAGAAUAGACUGAAUAAUUAUAUCACAUGAGGCUUUUAUAUAUAGAAUAUUAUUUUAUUUUUUAUUCAGGUCCUUUCCUCCUGGUAACCCUAGUGAUACCUAUGUGCCUGUGACACGUUCCGUAACUGGUUAAGAGUGUUGUUGAAAGAUUUAAAAAA
Etheostoma spectabile (orangethroat darter) is the source of this 2732-nucleotide messenger RNA. It is a transcript of the gene lrrc75a, whose product is annotated as leucine rich repeat containing 75A. The transcript is spliced from 5 exons. Lineage: Eukaryota; Metazoa; Chordata; Actinopteri; Perciformes; Percidae. Bases 852 to 2228 code for a protein of 458 amino acids. The record is from RefSeq and is a predicted model, not a curated record.